This is a messenger RNA of Brassica oleracea var. oleracea, 1671 nucleotides long. RefSeq names its product putative auxin response factor 14. Gene Ontology annotation, biological process: response to hormone; regulation of DNA-templated transcription. The transcript has 14 exons. The record is from RefSeq and is a predicted model, not a curated record. Gene Ontology annotation, cellular component: nucleus. Lineage: Eukaryota; Viridiplantae; Streptophyta; Magnoliopsida; Brassicales; Brassicaceae. Bases 1 to 1671 code for a protein of 556 amino acids. Gene Ontology annotation, molecular function: DNA binding; protein binding.
AUGGCUGGUGAUCAAAUCAUGCAUGCACAACCUGAAGUUUUAGCUAUUGAUGAAACCAAUAACUAUUUGAACAAUAAAUUAUGGAAGUUAUGUGCCGGACCUCUGUUUGAUACUCCAAAAAUUGGAGAUAAGCUAGUUGCCUCUAUGGACGACGAACUUUGUCAACUAAAACCAAUUUUUGAUAUUCCUUCAAAAAUUUGUUGUAAUGUUUUUAGUAUCAAACUUAAGGUAGAGACCAAUACUAAUGAAAUUUAUGCAGAAGUUUCUUUGUUGCCUGAUACAUCUGAUGUUGAAAUCCCUAUUCCCAAAACCGAAAACAAUAUACAAAACAUUAACUAUUUCACCAAGGUGUUAAGUGCUUCUGAUACCAGCACAAAUGGUGGUUUUGUUUUGUAUAAAAGACAUGCCAUUGAAUGUCUUCCCCUGUUGGAUGUGUCUCAGCUAACCCCAAGUCAAGAGAUAAUUGCUAAAGAUAUCCAUGGUCAUGAAUGGAGUUUUAAACACACUUUAAGAGGUACACCAAAAAAACAUCUUUUCACAUCUGGUUGGAAUGAGUUUGCAAAAGGAAAAAAAUUGGUUGCUGGAGACUCUUUUGUGUUCCUUCGAGGAGAGAAUGGAGAAUCGCGAGUUGGUAUCACUAAAGCAGCUCAUCAGCAACGCAACAUACAAACAUCUUUAAUUUCAAAACAGAGUAUGCACCAUAGUGUGGUUGCUACUGCACUGAAUGCUAUUGAAAACAAAUGUAUGUUCGUUGUGUUCUAUAAGCCAAGGUCGAGCCAAUUCAUUGUCAAUUUCGAUAAAUUUGUAGAUAGAGUGAAUAAUAAGUUUAAUAUAGGCUCCAAAUUUUCGAUGAAGUUCGAUGGAAAAGAUCUAAAUGAAAUAAGAUACAAUGGAACAGUAGUGGGAGUGAGAGAUUUCUCCGAUCAUUGGAAGGAUUCAGAAUGGCGAAGUCUAGAAGUGCAAUGGGAUGAAGCUGCAACAAUUCCAAGACCUGAUAAGGUAUCUCCAUGGGAGAUUGAGCUGUUAACACAUUCAUCAAAUAUUUUCAAGUCAGAUACUCUAAAACAUAAACGUCAACUCGAAAAACAUAAACGUCAACUCGAAGUACAUGAGUUCGGUACAAAAAUGUGGGUUCCUACAAUCUACAAUGAGCGAAUGGUUCAAGCAAUGAAAGAACCGUCAACCACAACCGCAACUACUAGCUGCAGACUGUUUGGAGUUGAUCUAAUGGUUCCCGCUAUAACAAAGGAUCCAGUGGAACCUAUUGUCUCAAACAAAAAAUGUAAGAUUUCUAAAAUAUUUGAAGACGAAAAGGUUGACCAUGUCCAAGCUACAAGUCGUACUAAGGUUCAUAUGGAAGGUGUCAUAGAAAGGACUGUAGAUUUAACUAUAUUUGAUGGAUACAAUCAGUUGAUCGAUGAACUAGAAAGACUCUUUGAUAUCAAAGGCGAGUUGCAUAUGCACAAUCAAUGGAAAAUGUUUUUCAUAUAUAAUGAUGGAGAUAUGAUGAUUCUUGGAGACGAUCCCUGGCCAAAAUUUUGCAAUAUGGCUAAGGAAAUAUUCAUCUGUUCGAAAGAGGAUGUCAAGAUAGGGAUAGCAAAUAACAGAUUCUCCGAAGGUGAUCCAGCAUUAACAACAACAAUCUUACCACCAGAUGUCAACAACACUUAG